This is a messenger RNA of Penicillium robsamsonii, 1656 nucleotides long. RefSeq lists its product as uncharacterized. The transcript is spliced from 4 exons. Gene Ontology annotation, biological process: amino acid transmembrane transport. The record is from RefSeq and is a predicted model, not a curated record. Gene Ontology annotation, molecular function: amino acid transmembrane transporter activity. Gene Ontology annotation, cellular component: membrane. Lineage: Eukaryota; Fungi; Ascomycota; Eurotiomycetes; Eurotiales; Aspergillaceae. Bases 1 to 1656 code for a protein of 551 amino acids.
AUGGCCGCCAUGGACUCGGACAUCGAGAAGAAGCCAGUCACUACCGUGGAGCCAUCUGAAAGCCCCCAUCCAGGCGAAGAUGAUUUGGAGGUCGGUAAAAUCAACCCGCUGAAGCGGAAUCUGAAGAACCGCCAUAUGCAGAUGAUCGCUGUUGGCGGCGCUAUUGGUGCUGGCCUUUUUGUUAGUACGGGGUCUGCGCUCCGCACUGGAGGGCCUGGUGCUUUGUUGAUAUGCUACUUGGUUGUUGGAGGAAUGCUUCUUCUUACGAUUCAAGCUCUGGGCGAGUUGGCGGUGUUAUAUCCCGUGAAUGGAGCCUUUUUCACAUAUUGUGUCCGGUUCAUUAGUCCAGCCUGGGGAUUUGCGGUCGGCUGGGACUACGCCAUUCAAUGGCUCAUUAUUCUUCCCUUCGAACUUACGGCCGCAAGUUUAACAAUUAAAUACUGGAGUGAAACUUUAAACAGUGGAAUUUGGAUCGCUGUGUUUCUAGUCGUCCUAACUUCGAUCCAAUUCUUUGGAGUUCGAGGCUACGGAGAAGUCGAAUUUGUGCUCGGAGCGAUCAAGGUCACUGCUGUCAUUGGCUUUAUUAUACUUGGAAUUGUGAUCGAUUGCGGUGGAGCCCCAAACGGAGGUUACAUUGGAGCUCGCUAUUGGAGCGAUCCUGGUGCAUUCACAGACUUCAAGGGAUUCUGUUCUGUCUUUGUGACAGCAGCCUUUGCCUUUGGUGGCACAGAAAUGGCUGGUCUUGCUGCUGCAGAGGCCACAAACCCUGCCAAGUCUAUCCCCAAAGCAUCCAAGCAGGUCUUCUGGCGCAUCAUGAUCUUCUACGUCCUGGGGACCUUUAUCGUUGGCUUGAUUGUGCCUUCCAACGCCGAAUGGCUUCUCGGCGCGUCUGGUGCCAAUACCAAGGCAUCUCCAUUUGUCGUAUCAAUCCAGAAUGCCGGUAUCUCCGGACUGCCAUCUGUCAUGAAUGCAAUCAUCACUAUCUCGGUCAUUAGCGUGGCCAACUCCGCGACGUAUGCCUCCAGCCGCACUAUCCAGGCUCUGGCUUCACGAGGAAUGGCACCGCGAAUCAUGGCAUAUAUCGACAAGGGAGGUCGUCCUCUUUACUGCAUUAUUCUGCAAAUUAUUUUUGGUCUCCUGGCCUUCGUCAAUGAGGCACCGUCUGGAAGCACUAUCUUUGACUGGCUUCUUGCCUUGUCGGGUAUUUCUGACUUCUUCGUCUGGGGAAGCAUCUGCCUUGCCCAUAUCCGUUUCCGUUCCGCCUGGGCCCAUAACGGGCACACCGUAAAGGAGCUUACCUAUGCUGCUCCCUUUGGUGUGAUUGGGAGUUAUAUUGGUCUAAGUCUUAAUGUCUUGUGCCUCAUCGCAGAAUUUUAUGUCUCUGUGGCUUCAAAGAAUGCGGAGACAUUUUUCAUGAACUAUCUUGCUGGGCCACUUGUCAUACUGCUUUUCGUCGGCUGGCUUGUGUACACCAAGUUGAAUAAAGAUCCGCGUCUCGAUCGUGGAGGGUGGUUCAUCCCAAUUGAGAAGAUGGACAUCAACAGCUUUAUCAGGGACUCCACUCUCGAUGUGGACCUUCCACCAAGAGUCGAAUAUCCCACUUGGAGUUCUUGGUUCAAAGCUGCUCCUAUGCGUAUAGUUCGCUCAAUCAUUUGA